AUGUCAGACUUCAGCACCAUCGCUCAACAGUUCGUUGAGUUCUACUACAAGACGUUCGAUGAGAACCGAAACAAUCUCGCUGCGCUCUACCGCGACAAUUCUAUGCUCACUUUUGAAAACGAUGCCAAACUUGGAACUCAGGCUAUUAUCGGAAAGUUGGGAGACCUCCCAUUCCAAAAAGUGCAACAUCAGGUCGCAACCCUUGAUGCCCAGCCUAGCAAUGAGACAGGCGGUAUCCUCGUCCUCGUCACUGGCGCCCUCUUGGUUGACGAGGAGCAGAAGCCGAUGAGCUACACCCAAGCAUUCCAACUUUUGCCCGACGGACAAGGUAGCUACUUUGUCUACAACGACGUUUUCCGUCUGAUCUACAAUGCUGCAUAA
Messenger RNA from Talaromyces atroroseus, 381 nucleotides. Its product is annotated as Nuclear transport factor 2. Bases 1 to 381 code for a protein of 126 amino acids. Gene Ontology annotation, cellular component: nuclear pore central transport channel. Gene Ontology annotation, biological process: protein import into nucleus. The record is from RefSeq and is a predicted model, not a curated record. The transcript is spliced from 6 exons. NCBI's taxonomy places the organism in Eukaryota, Fungi, Ascomycota, Eurotiomycetes, Eurotiales, Trichocomaceae.